ACCCACAUCUCGGGCUACUGGCUUACAGAUCCACGCCACUGCCUUGGUGCACUCUCAGUCCUUCAGAAUUGCUCAUGGGAAGACGAUUGAGAACAACGAUGCCACAGUCGACAGCACAACUCACCCCACACUGGGAUUAUCUGAGGAAUUUUCGUGAAGCAGAUAAUUUUUUCAAAAGUAAACAGAAGAAGAACUUUGACUCCAGACAUCGAGCUAAAGACCUGCCCCAAUUACAAAAGGACACGGAAGUCUGGAUAACGUCAGGUAAAGAGCCAGCUCAAGGGACAAUCGUUGGUCCAGGCCACACUCCACGAUCCUAUGUCAUCAAAACAGACAAAGGGGAGGUGAGGAGAAAUAGAGGACAUUUGAAAGCCAUCCCAAAGUUUGGCACUUCACUUGAAAUCGAAACUCCCCAGAAUACGGAAACUGGUCAAACAACACCAACCAGGCCACAAACGAGAAGCCAGACUGGUUGUCAAAUAAAGAGGCCGAUGAAACUCGACCUGUAAGGGGAGAUGUGGAGUGACUCUAUUAA
Messenger RNA from Corticium candelabrum, 535 nucleotides. RefSeq lists its product as uncharacterized. The record is from RefSeq and is a predicted model, not a curated record. The transcript has a single exon. NCBI's taxonomy places the organism in Eukaryota, Metazoa, Porifera, Homoscleromorpha, Homosclerophorida, Plakinidae. The coding region runs from base 75 to 509 and encodes 144 amino acids.